AUGCAAGAAACUUUUGAUUAAUUGGAAAUUGAAAUAGAGAACUUUUUAAAUCAAUUCUCUGAUUCAUUUGUAGAUGAAUUAAUUUAAAAUUAAAAUAUACAAUAAAUCUCUUAAUUGGAUAAUCCUUAGAUUUUAAAUUAAUCAGAAUCUCAACUUGAAAAGGAAUAUAUAGAUGUAGUUAGAAUUUUAAAUUUUGAAGAAGUUAAAGUAUUUAUAGAUGAAUUAAUUUGUCCAAUAUGCUCUCAUAUAUUGAUUGAUCCAAGAAUAUGUUUAGAUUGUAGUUAAGGAUUUUGUAAAUAAUGUCUUUCAUAAUGGUAUCUUAAUUAUUUAAAAUAUUAAUUAGGUUUAAUCAAUAUCAUUCAAAAACAUGCCCUUGUUGUAGAUCAAUUUCAAAUUAACCAAAUGAUGGAAGUUAAGCUCCAAAAUUAUUAUUUAAAUUGUUGAGCAAAUUGAAAAUAAGUUGCAAAUAUUAUGUAUUUAUCAUCCAAUAUAUAAUAAUAGAAUAAUGGGUGUACAGAGAGUAUUUGUUAUGAUAAUAAAGAAAAACAUUAUGAUAAUGAAUGUGAAUAUAGAUUAAUUAUUUGUUAAUAUUGUCUUGGUAAAAUAAUUAAAAUUAAUAGUAAAACUCAUGUAAAUUAUAUUAAUUAAUAUUAUAGUUUCAAGAAUGUGAAUUUAAGCCUAUUUAAUGUACAUGGUGUUCAUAAACAUUUUCUUAUUAUGAUUACUAAACACAUUAUGGGUAUUGCUCCUUCAGAACAUUCAAAUGUACAUAGUGUUUGUUGGAAUAUCCAUUCUCUUAAAUCAAUAAUCAUACUCCAGAUUAUUGUUCAAAAAAAUAAAUAAAAAAAUUUAAGAAUUAGUAUUAAUAGAGUAAAUCAGAAAUUUAAAAGACAAAAUAAUAGUUAUUAGAAUAAAUGUAAAAGAUCAAAUAGUUAGAAAGAUUUAUUAAAAAAUAGAAAUUAUAAAAAUAAGAAAAUCAAUAUGAAAUAUCAAAUAAUGAAUAAAUAAAUAAUUCUGUAGAGAUUAAUUAAUUUUAUGAAGAUUUUUAAUUACAUAUAGAUCCAUAUGAAUAAUAACAAUAACAAUUUGAUUGGCAAAGAAUUAAUAUUUAAGAAUAAUAUUAGGAUACUUAAGAAAAGAGUGUUUGUUCAGAAAACUAUUUAGAAUAUCCUAUUCAAGAUGUUAGUUUUACUUUUUCAGAUAUAGGAGGAACAUAACAUACUUAAAAUUCCAUUUAAGAAGAAGGGUAUGAUAAAUGA
Messenger RNA from Paramecium pentaurelia, 1259 nucleotides. The record is from the annotation of a GenBank genome assembly. NCBI's taxonomy places the organism in Eukaryota, Ciliophora, Oligohymenophorea, Peniculida, Parameciidae.